UUUCUAUUAAAACUUGUUCAUGGGCAACAUUUCCGUCAAAAUGUUUUACAAAAUUCUAAUUUCGCUUGCAGCCUUGGUCUGCUUAUCGGAAGGAAAACGUAUCCACUACGAUCUCAGCGUUGCACCGCUAAUUGUCGGUGGCGUGGAGGCAGUUCCGUACGAGUUUCCUUGGAGCAUCUCCCUCCAACGGGCCUCCCACAGUUGCGGAGGUUCCAUUGUUAAUAAUGAGUGGAUUGUCACGGCAGCUCAUUGUGCCCAGUCGUCACCUGCCGGAUACAUGGUGGUCGCUGGAGAACACAACUUAACCCAGCCAGAAGGCAAUGAGCAGCGUUCUUGGGUGUCUUUGGUCAUUGUUCAUGAGGGAUAUGACGAUCUUGUCCUGGAAAAUGACAUUGCUCUCAUGAAGCUGAGUACACCGCUCGUUUUCAACGACAAAGUUCAGCCGGCACCAUUGGCACCUGCAAAUUUUACGGCGGAGGGGGUCAUGGUGGUGGCAGGUUGGGGGAGGUUGUCGUACGGGGGGCCUCUUCCCGAUGUGCUAAUGAAAGUUGACGUCCCUCUGAUUCCAUUGGAAGUAUGCAGGUCAGUUUAUCCAGAUGAUGAAUAUCCAAUUUUUGACCAUAAUAUUUGCGCUGGAUAUCUUGAAGGAGAAAAGGAUAGUUGCAAUGGAGACAGCGGCGGGGCUUUAAUGUGUAAUGAAACAAAGGAGGAUGGAACUACGAGUUUAAAUGUGUGCGGACUCGUGUCGUGGGGUGGCUUGGGGGCCGGGUCGUGUGCUUAUCCUAACGAACCAGGAGUUUACAUUGCUGUCGCGUCGUUCAGGGAUUGGAUUACUCAAAAUAUCAAUGCUAAUUAAUUUAUUCUUAAUUAAAAUGACAUAAAAGCUACUACAAAAUAUUAAGAAAUGAGAUUCUUAACCAAUUUAA
Folsomia candida is the source of this 926-nucleotide messenger RNA. RefSeq names its product trypsin-1. The transcript is spliced from 5 exons. Lineage: Eukaryota; Metazoa; Arthropoda; Collembola; Entomobryomorpha; Isotomidae. Gene Ontology annotation, biological process: proteolysis. The coding region runs from base 20 to 856 and encodes 278 amino acids. The record is from RefSeq and is a predicted model, not a curated record. Gene Ontology annotation, molecular function: serine-type endopeptidase activity.